UCUGGCCGUGAACACUUGAAUAAAUACUGUGCCCAUGCAUGCCGAGCCAGGUGUAGUCUGUCUAGGUCAGCUACAUCGGGGAAGAGCUCUGCUGAAAUUGCCAUCAAAACUUGAAUUGUUUCAAUCACUGACAGACGAUCGAGCCUGUUUUAUCUUUUGCAGAGACUCGACAGAGAGAUUUGCAGGAUGAGACACGCUUUGCUUGCAGGAAUCCUACUGACAUUGGCAUAUGCCGCAUUUGCCGAUGAGGCGGUGAAUGUGGUCUGCCCGGGUGGUCAGUACCAAUGUCCAUCUGGUGACACCUGUUGCAGGCUAAGCUCUGGACAGUGGGGCUGCUGUCUAUAUGCCCAUGCCGUGUGCUGUAGCGAUCACAUCCACUGCUGUCCUUCUGGAUACACUUGCAACGUUGCCAACGGAACAUGCAACCGAGGAGACCUCUUGAUGCCGUUGGCAACAAAGAACGUUGCCCAGCCAGUUGAAGCUGUAAACGUGGUGUGCCCUGGCGGUCGGUACGAAUGCCGGUCAGGCGAGACUUGCUGCAAGCAAGGAGGUGGAAAAUACGGCUGUUGCCCACUUCCCAUGGCUGUGUGCUGUAACGACAGUGUACACUGCUGUCCGAAAGGCUACAAAUGCAACGUUGCACACGGAACCUGCACCAAAGGAGAGUUCAACCUACCGUGGUAUGAGAAGAAUGACGCCCAGGAGGUUGAGUUGCAGAGUGUAGUGUGCCCUGGUGGUCAGUAUCAGUGUCCGGACGGCAACACCUGCUGCAAACUGUCCUCUGGACAAUGGGGCUGCUGCCCUCUUCCCAAUGCCGUGUGCUGCAGCGAUGGUCAGCAUUGUUGCCCUCAUGGCUAUACGUGCGACGUUUCAUCCGGUUCAUGCCAUCAAGGAGAACUUGUCAUCCCCUGGGAAGAGAAGAACCUUGCUAAGCCCGUUGAGAUUCUACCAGAACCAAAUAUCGUGUGUCCUGGUGGUCAGGCUCAGUGUCCAUCUGGCAACACCUGCUGCAGACUAGCUUCCGGACAGUGGGGAUGCUGCCCACUCCCUUCGGCUGUGUGCUGCAGUGACCACAUCCAUUGUUGUCCCCACGGCUACACCUGUGAUAUUUCCACUGGAACUUGUUCACUUGGAGAGAUGACUCUGCCAUGGUUUGAGAAGACAGAUGCCAAUGUUGUGGUUCCAGAACCAAACGUUGUAUGUCCAGGUGGUCAGGCUCAGUGUCCAUCUGGUAACACCUGCUGCAGACUAGCCUCUGGGCAGUGGGGAUGCUGCCCACUCCCCUCAGCUGUGUGCUGCAGUGAUCACAUCCAUUGCUGUCCCCAUGGCUACACUUGUGAUAUUUCCACUGGAACCUGUUCACUUGGAGAGAUGACUCUCCCUUGGUUUGAGAAGACAGAAGCCACAUUCUUAAGCAGUGACUCUGUACCAGUCCCCAACAUUGUAUGUCCUGGAGGGAGAUAUCAAUGUCCUACAGGAUCCACCUGCUGCAAGUUAAAUACUGGUGCUUACGGCUGCUGCCCAUAUCCAUUGGCUGUUUGCUGUGCUGACCAUAUUCACUGUUGCCCACAUGGCUACUCGUGUGACAUUUCAACAGCAACAUGUCACCUCCAUGAUUUAUCUCUACCGUGGGAACCAAAGAAGGAGGCUGCUUUACUAAGUGAUCCUGCAGUGCCAGAACCAAACAUCGUAUGUCCUGGUGGUCAGGCUCAGUGUCCAUCUGGCAACACCUGCUGCAGACUAGCCUCUGGACAGUGGGGAUGCUGCCCUCUUCCCCUGGCUGUGUGCUGCAGUGACCACAUCCAUUGUUGUCCCCACGGCUACACCUGUGACAUUUCCACAGGAACCUGUUCCCUAGGAGAGAUGACUCUUCCAUGGUUUGAGAAGACAGCCGCUGCACUCCCUAGUAAUGGCGGCAUUAUAUGCCCCAACAGCUCCUCCAUCUGCCGAAGCACGGAGACCUGCUGCAUGAUGGCAAAGGGUGGCUGGGGGUGCUGCCCUGGCGUGAAUGCUGUCUGUUGUCCAGACAAAAUCCACUGCUGUCCCCAUGGUACCAAGUGCACCAAGGAGAACACCUGUGUUGGUGCGGCCGGCAUCCUUUCGAUGGUGACCAAGACCAAAGCCAAGGAAAUGGCACCCAAGGUGGAGACUGUGCCUUGGAUUACUAAGACACUGGCCCUGCCUCUGGGCACCAAGGAAGGGAAUGUUAAGUGCGACAGCAGCCACUUUUGUCCGGACGGCAACACCUGCUGCAAGCUGGCCAGUAGACAGUGGGGCUGCUGCCCUCUUCCCAAUGCUGUGUGCUGCUCCGAUGGCAUCCACUGUUGCCCGCAUGGAUACACGUGCGACACUGCAUCUGGGCGUUGCCAGAAGUAGUUGCACACCACGAGCAGAAAAGCAUUGACAAAUUAAACUGAGAGAAGGUGUUUAACCUUAAUCAAUGUAGUGUAAUGCUGUAUUGUGUAAUCACAAGGUGGCACUUUACUUUUGUUGGUUUUUUAAGUUGUUAGUUUUUUGAUGGUUGGAUUUAUAUACAGUUUAUGGGAUGAACCUGGAGAAGCUUGUUUUUUUGGCAAAGGUUGUUAAAUUUUCCCCCAAAUGCUAGAUAUUAUUGAACCCAUUACAAAAUGUUCUACAUGCAUUGGAAUAUAUCAUCUGACUUGCCAUUCAGGAAACUACUUGAAGUUUAAAGUUUACUCAUAUUUCACUAUCAUGGAGUUGAACACAGGAAGCAUUGACCCAGUUGGUGUAUUCAAAGUGAAACAUUAAGAAAAUCGUCAUUCACACCUGUUAGAAACAAAGUUGGGUGUAGCCAUUUCUGUAUGCAUUUUUGGAUAUAUUGAAGUUUUUGAAGUAAAUUGGAUUUCAGUCAAGACAGCAGACACACUUGGGAUACCAACUUUUAUGUGCAAUUUUGUUUUGCAAGCAUUUUUUGUUGGGGACCAGCACCCCAGACAACAGCACCUUGCCUGUAAGUGCUUUCAAAGAUCAGCCUAGUGACAAUCAUAGUUGUCACGACUACUGCACAUUUUUGCUGCCGAUGGAAAAGAGAAAAUGGGACACGCAUGAAAUGUGGUCGACCUCCUUCUGCACUACUUAUGAAAAAAUAAAAUACGAAAACUCCGUAAAGAUAGAAGCAUAUGGUUCUGUUGGCAUUUGUAAUAAUCUUGCUCGGCACUAAAGUUGGAAUGUAUCACACAAAAGGGGAAAAAUACCAACACAAAGGACCUCGUUACUUACCCAGUUUGCUUGCUUUAUUCAGUCACCCUAUUGCCAGAAACAUCCCGCGUUUGCCCUCGCACUUCUAGUUACUUCCACUGUUUCCGAAAAUUGCUUGAGGUUGAUAAAUUCUAUUGCGAGUUUCUACGUUUUAAAAUGAUGUCAGGUAGCUUAGCUGUUCUCUGGCGCGCGAACACAUGUACACUUGUGCUUCCCGAAGUGACGUGGCUCUCAUCCACUGACGUAUGACCGACGUUGCUAGGAAACAGGGCGCCCUCUUUGGCUCAAAUGUAUCAAUCUUCAUCGGGCAUGGUGAGUUGGUAUGCUGCUGGGUGUCUGUGUUUUUAUUAUGCAUUAACCACGUGAUGCAGUAGCAUUGUAAUAGCAUCCUUUUCCAUUAUUUGAUAGCUAGAAAGGUAGUAGUAAUAUGUAUGAUUAUACAAAUAAAUGCGGAAGCAAAUUGUAGUAGUGACUGCAAAAGUAUAGAGCCUCUUCCUGGUUUCCUUGGGGAGAAGCUGUUUAAUCUCUUGAUAUUGAACAAAAACAAUAAAUGUACACUCGCUCUCGUCUAAAAUAUGUAAAGGUUCCGUAUUAAAAGAGAAUCUGUGAUCAAUUCUCGAGGUGCCAGAUGACAUGCACACUUUGCGAGCCGGCUCUUUGAUAAGUUUUUCCUGUUCCGUACCUGUCACCAAAGAUAGUACCGAUAUAGCCCCGCAAGAUGGGGAACUCGGCCCAAAAGGUAUUAUCGCGGCGCGCGCCAUUGGAGAGUGCAUGCAUAGGCGUUGCGUUAACAUGUGCGUGUCUGUGUCACCUGCGCCUAUUAUAUGCACUGUGCAGGCGUCCAACCUAAAUGCACCCUUGCGAUUGCAAUAUUUUACGUCGCUGUGAAGUUCUCUAUCUUGCGCCGCUAUAAGAUCUUUGCUUGACACCAGCGAGGUCAAAAAUGUUUGCAUUUGAUUUCAUGCCGCCAGGGUGCCAGUGAUAUGGGAAAGUGAUCCCUUUGUUGUCGGGUACCUGGCCAAGAUCAUCAUGGCUGGAUACUAGGAGUUAGACGUAUGAAAAGCCGCGAAAUCAUUACACGUGUUCUGUGUAUCAUAAAGGCUUCUCCCAACUUUUGCCGAUGUCUGCAUAAUUUGCUUUGUCUUAAAUCUUGCUCUGUGAUCUUUCCAAAAGUAACAGUGUGAUUGUGUAAGCUAUCCAAUUAAAGAAAUGUACUGUCUACUAUAGAGCACUGUGAUUAAUUUUUAUAUUUUGGAACAGGUUUCAUAAAUGAUAAAUAUAGCGCUUUCCUGCAGCAAAGCAAUAAAAGGUUGUGGUGAUAGA
Molecule: messenger RNA, 4542 nt
Organism: Acanthaster planci (crown-of-thorns starfish)
Lineage: Eukaryota; Metazoa; Echinodermata; Asteroidea; Valvatida; Acanthasteridae
Cellular component (GO): extracellular region
Source: RefSeq, a predicted model, not a curated record